GAGCGUGUUGGGAACAGAGGACUCUGGGGCCUGGUCAACAAUGCUGGGAUCUUCACCCCAUGGGGUCCUAAUGAGUGGAUGAACAAACAGGACUUUGCAACUGUACUGGAUGUGAACCUGUUGGGCAUGAUCGAGGUGACACUGAGCUUGCUGCCCUUAGUGAGGAAGGCAAGGAGCCGCAUGGUCAAUGUCUCCAGCAUCACAGGUCGAGUGACUUUUGGUGGUGGUGGUUACUCUAUCUCCAAGCAUGGAAUAGAGGCCUUCUCAGAUUCUCUCAGGAGGGAGCUCUCCUACUUUGGGGUGAAUGUGGCUAUUAUAGAGCCUGGACUCUUCAAGACUGGAAUGACCAGUAGUGCCAGAUUUUCAUCAGACUUCCAGAUGCUGUGGGACCAGACCAGCUCAGAAAUCAGGGAGAUCUAUGGCGAGAAAUACUUGGCAUCCAGUCUGAAAACGAUAAAGGAAAUGGACCAGAGGGGCAACAAGGACCUGUCUUUGGUGACUGACUGCAUGGAGCAUGCUCUGACUGCCUGUCACCCUCGCACCCGAUACUCAGCUGGAUGGGAUGCCAAGCUCUUCUACCUCCCCUUGAGUUACCUGCCCACCUCUCUUGAGGAUGCCUUUUUCUACUGGACUUCCCCAAAGCCUGAGAAAGCCCUGUGAAAUCUAGAUCCUUUUGUGUAGUUGAGUCAAUAGAAGUACAGUGUUAGGGCAUAGAGCCUCAGGACUAGGAAGAUUCCUGGACUCAGCACACAUGUGAUGUGUAUAGUUGUCUGGCUUUUCUUUCUGCACUAUAAACAUCGUGGAUGUGGGCAACAGGAAAAUGCUGUGCUUAAAAAAUCGUUAACAUUGUUGGUGAAGUACAAAAUGA
Grammomys surdaster is the source of this 868-nucleotide messenger RNA. Its product is annotated as retinol dehydrogenase 16-like. Gene Ontology annotation, molecular function: oxidoreductase activity. The record is from RefSeq and is a predicted model, not a curated record. The transcript has 4 exons. NCBI's taxonomy places the organism in Eukaryota, Metazoa, Chordata, Mammalia, Rodentia, Muridae. The annotation marks the transcript as partial.